GAGAACUUGUCCGAGAACCCCAGCACCUAUUUCCGGCGUACCAAAACGUUGUUUAUGGUGGUGAUCACGGGCGGCCUGAGCUACUAUACGGAGGGAAACGCAACAACCGGCACAACAAGAUUCUCCACUGAUAGAUCAAGCAGACUUGAAACAAGGGUAAGCGAAAAAGGAGCGGCUUUGAGUGUUCAGCUGGUUCUUCCUCCUACGGCCCCCAGUGAUUUCUCCUACAGUCAUCCCGCCUUCCUUACCUGUUUGACGAAAGAAUUGUGCUGCCCACUCGUUGUGAUGCAAAUGGUGUCUGGAGAUGCGGUGCUGUUACCACGCCCCGGAGGUGGGCGCUCAGAGUCGGCUGCGGGUACCGGUGUUUAAAGAAAGAGGCGGAGGAGGCCUCUGCGAAAAGUCGCCGAGAUGAGGAGAGCAGCGGUGUCGGUGGAGAACUUGUCCGAGAACCCCAGCACCUAUUUCCGGCGUACCAAAACGUUGUUUAUGGUGGUGAUCGCGGGCUUCCUGAGCUACUAUGCGUGGGCACUCUUUUUUCCUUCAACGAUACCAUACAACCUUCUGGGACCAUUAGGCACCCUCACUAAAUAUUUGGUGGAGAAUCAUAAAACGACCUUACAGAUAGGGUAUGUGGUUACUUGGCUAAUCCAUUUAGCGGAUGCAUUUUACGCCCUCCGGCUAUGCAAGAUCAAAGGCAUCACAGAUGGUUCAACUCAGCUUCAGUGGUUUGUUCAAACAUUUUUAUUUGGACUGUCAUCUCUUAUCUAUCUGUUGGUUUAUAGCCCUAAGAAGAAAAGCCAGUGAGGGAAGAUUAAACCAGAAGAGAAGGUGCUAAUACACUACUACGUUUGGCAUAGUUUUUGACCCGAAGGUGGAUAUAGCCAUAAACAUUUUUCUGUUUUCAAAAGUAUGAUUACCUCUUACUUGGCAAGAGAUCACUGUCUUUCAGGUGUCUCCUUUGGUUUUGCAACUAUGAGUGAUGUGAGGAAACUAGCGUAUGAAAUUAUUCUUGAAGCUGUUAUUGAAUUACAUCAAAGAAACAAAUCCUGUUCUCAGCAAUCAAGACCAAAAUGGCACCACCCAUAGAUAGCUGCGUAGGAAAUUAAAAUGGGGCUGUUAAUAGAAAGCAGCCUUUCCCAACCAGUGUGUCUCCAGAUGUUGUUGGACCACAACUCCCAUCAGCCUCAGCAAGCAUUACCAAUUGUCAGGAAAGAUGGGAAUUGUGGUCCAACAACAUCUGGAGGCACACUGGUUGGGUAAGGCUGAUAGAAAAUAUAUUUCAUUUGUAGCAUUGCACGAACCAUAGCUUUUACUUCUCAGGUCUGGCAAAAGCCUAGUCUAGUAAUAGCCUUGUUCACAAACUGAGCUGUGUAGAAUGGAAGUGUGGUGGGCAUCCUGUGCUGGGACCAAACACUCUGUUUUUACCUCCACUUUCUAUUUGCACCAUCCACAGUGAGGGCUCAAUGCCAGCUGCAAGCAUGAUGUUUUCUAUUCACACUGAGGGGAAGUAUCAAUCAUGCAGUUUCGUAAUGACCAUACCCUCUAAUUUAACAUUCUACUCCCUCUGCUUACCUGGCAACGGAACAUGCUCAGUUUGUUCUACCGGUUUCAUUUAAAAAAAGAACAACCCGGAAUUGUGAUUAUUUGUAUUUUCACUGGUACAAUACACCCAAAAUACAAA
Molecule: messenger RNA, 1681 nt
Organism: Rhineura floridana
Lineage: Eukaryota; Metazoa; Chordata; Lepidosauria; Squamata; Rhineuridae
Gene: TMEM254
Product: transmembrane protein 254
Exons: 5
Coding region: 409-804 (131 amino acids)
Source: RefSeq, a predicted model, not a curated record